AUGUUGUCUGCUCCUGCAAGAUCGGCCAAGCGGAUAUCCUCGCUCUUUUCAUUGGGGUCGAAUAAAGAUAAUUCCAUCCCGUCUUCGCCCAGUUCUCCUAAUCCCAACAAUUUUUCGCGAUCCUCCCCCGAUCAGCAACCUCAGGAUAGACGACGCAGCAGUUCCCGACCGACUCGUCUGUCAUCGGCUCCCUACGUUGACCCCUCGGAACCAAUCCCUGCUCUGUCCCCGAACCCCAACGAGAACUAUGACCUCGACACUCCCCUGCAGCCUCCGCCCUCCCUCCUGGCUGUAAACCAGGACCUCGCCAACAGCGCCCCUAGCUCCCCCGAAAGUGGACGGCCCCAAAGCCGUGGCCGCCUCAGGAGCUCAAGCCGACCCAACAGUUCCGCGGGGUUGUUUGUUCCCGGGUCGGGACCAGACUCACGACCCGGAACCCCCUCAUCCAAAAGGCGCAGCUGGCUCCCAGGACGCCAGCGAGCCAGUUCGGUAGAUACCAGACAGGCGAGCACUAGCAUGCCGAGUGCUUGGAUCGCUGGAUUGGAUCAGAAAAUUCUAUACGACCUUGAACCUCUGUCAAAAGGAGAACAGAUUCCGGAAUUGUGGAAUGAGAAUGGUGACACCUACGUUUACCUUUUCCCUCAAAAUACCGGCCGAUCCGCUUCCUUCAAAUUACAUUCCAAUGUCUUUGCCGAAUCGCCGUCGCUCAACUUCCUGGCCCGUGGAUCGGAUCCCCGUGCCCCCAAAACCCUGGAGGAACAGGCCCAGUCCCUGACGCUCGGAAGCCCCGUCGUUGGUUCUGCAUCGCCGCCGCUGUCCCCUCAAGAUCAGACGCUAGAAGAUGAUAAUGACAGCACUGGUAGUAGAAGAAUGGCCUUCGAUGAUGAAGGACAGGAGGAAGUGCAGGAGCUUCAUUUGUACCUGCCAGUCCCCCUGAACUGUGACAUGUCCAACCCCAUUACGCGCCUUUCGCCAGAGGACACGGAAACCCUUCUCCUAUUCCGCAACCUGUUCGCCUUCCUGUUAGGACAGUCCCUCAUCGCCACGCCGAAGUCGCCGUCGCUCUUCUCCAUUUUCAUGGACGUCGCCAACCUGCUAUCUCGCUUCGAGUUCUCGAACUUCGACGGGUCCAACUUUGGCGAGACGGUCACCACUAGCUUUGGUAACUACUGCGACGAAUUGCACCUCGCUGAUGUGCGUAAAAGCCGUGAGAAAACCCUGGAAGCCAUCGUUCUGGGAGAACGCCUGCGGUUCUUCCCGCUCUACCUGGAAGGCUUCGUACAUGGUGUGGGCAAACUGGACGAUCUGAAGCAGCUGCGAAGCCCCAAGUAUGGCCUGAUCAGCCCCGUCAGUCAAAAGCGGAUGGAGCGAGGCUUCAUCGACCUCGACACGCGUCUCCGGGUCCUGUACAGCAAGCUCGAAGAUUUCGAUUUCCCCUCGGUCUUCUCCGGUUUUGCCAACUCGGCCACCUCGGAAGAGAGCAAGGUCAUCCGCUUCAAGGGAUGGAAGAAUGCAUUCAUGGAAUUCCGUCGCUUUGUAAUGCAGUACUACCGCCAGAGGUUCGGCUCGUGGCCGCCCAAGGCGCGAUCCAAGAAGAACCAGUUCGAGGAAACCGGUCUUAACCGUCAAGUUCUGCUGGAGCUGUACAAUGACUUCGCCAAUCUCUACGAUAUGCUCGUCGAUCGCACCGCGCUGACCACCCGAACCCUUGAUAUGGCUGCGACCGAAGACGAGGAGAGCAACCCCAACGGGGACGUGACGCACCGUUCGCUCCGUCACAUCCUGAGCGAGUAUGAUCGCAGCACGCCUCCCGUUCAGCCCCCAAUUCCAUUCGAUAUCCCCCAGAUGCCCGAACUCCAAACCAUCCACCGAAAGCCGCUGGAUGCCAAGAAGGAAGCCAAGUUGAAGCCGAAGAAACUCAAGGAUGCCGACAUCAACGCCGUUCUGAUGGGCUCCUACACUCGCGAGAGCUUGCGGCCUACGCCCUUUAUCGAGGCCUUCAUGCAGUUUGAGCGACGACAGGCGCAUGGGAAGAACAUCAUGGACAUCCAGGACCUUCGAUGUGGCCAGUGGAUCCUGCUGUACUGCAUCAUCCAGGCUCUGCCCUUGCUCAUCGUGGACGUCCAAGACGUAAAGUUCAACGAGGGAGUGGAAUACUUCCUCUGCAUCGCUCCUCGUGGCGGCGCCCCCUGGACUCACAACGACGGCAAGACAGCCCGCAGCUGGUUCGGUGUGGCCGGUGGAGCUGGCGUUGUCAGUCUUCCCUCCGACGUGGUCAUCAACGGUGUCGAAGGUAUCUACCGCCGUAGUCACUGUUGGCGGCUCGCCGAGCAGUGGGCCGAGAAAGACGCCAUCUUGGCGCCGCCGACCAUUGAAGAUCCGUACGACAACGAGUCGUCCUUGUCCUCCCCCUACCAGGGCCAGAACUCAUCGGCGGGCUCGUCUUCCGAGCAACAGCAGCAACAGCAACAACCGGGUCAACUUCCCGGCCCCCCUACGCCUCUCCUGUCUCCCGGCGGUGGUCUCACGCCACCGCCAGCUAUUCCUCGCCAGCAUUCCCCGGCCGCCAGCCGUCGUGCCGAUCACCGAAUGUCCAUCGCCCCGGGACUGGAAGCUUUGCCACUUCCCGCUGGCGUUGCCCCGAUCGAUCCUCCUUCGAGGCCCAUGAGUCGCUUCAACCCUCAAAUGAGUUUCGAUGACAUUCUCAAGCAGGUUCCCAACCAAAAAGGCCGAAAAUAA
Molecule: messenger RNA, 2739 nt
Organism: Aspergillus affinis
Lineage: Eukaryota; Fungi; Ascomycota; Eurotiomycetes; Eurotiales; Aspergillaceae
Exons: 2
Coding region: 1-2739 (912 amino acids)
Source: RefSeq, a predicted model, not a curated record